Anopheles coustani is the source of this 585-nucleotide messenger RNA. RefSeq lists its product as uncharacterized. The transcript is spliced from 4 exons. Bases 1 to 585 code for a protein of 194 amino acids. The record is from RefSeq and is a predicted model, not a curated record. Lineage: Eukaryota; Metazoa; Arthropoda; Insecta; Diptera; Culicidae.
AUGAUUCUCGAGGACACCAUCAAGUUCCGCAAGAGUGCCAAAACACCCGAAGAUGUGGCGCAGUGGCGUUUGACAUACAACUUCAUAAUCGAGACAAAAUAUUUUCUCGAGCGAUACGACAGUAUCGUGGAAACGUGGGAUCUGUGCGACAAGCAGUUUCUGAUGAACCUGUGGAACAUAGAGGAGCUGAUGACGAGUCUGCUGUACAAGUAUACCACUGUCUCGACGGAUUAUAUCAAACAUAGCAGACUGCCGAAGGUGGAAAUAAAGUGUUGUGAUCACCAGUUUGAAAGCUCUAAGGACCUCUACAAGCAUUACUAUACCGUCCACCAUACACCGGGCAGGGUCAACGAUGUCCGAUUUUGUGAGAUGAAAGCAGGGCUGUUGAAGCUGGAGCUAUACAAGAAUAGUUUGAAAUACUAUCUCGAGUUUGGAACCUGGUGCGAUCAUGUGCUAUGCUUGUAUUUGAAAAAAAUCUAUCGAAAGGUGAAUUUUACGCUGGAUCCGUUUCGCGAGGGACCGGGACCGAUCGAACUAGCGAACCCAGCACCACCAGCUGAGGAACAGCUCCCGGUUGAAGAGUGA